Molecule: messenger RNA, 1660 nt
Organism: Sebastes umbrosus (honeycomb rockfish)
Lineage: Eukaryota; Metazoa; Chordata; Actinopteri; Perciformes; Sebastidae
Product: pseudouridine 5'-phosphatase
Exons: 4
Coding region: 48-740 (230 amino acids)
Molecular function (GO): phosphatase activity
Source: RefSeq, a predicted model, not a curated record
CCCCUCUCCCUUCAUUAUUCCACCCGGAAGUAAGUCCACAGUCAAGCAUGUCUGCGCCGAGUACCUACCAACCCGUGAGCCAUGUCAUUUUCGACAUGGAUGGAUUAUUAUUAGACACAGAGCGGCUGUACACUGUGUCCUUCCAGGAAGUGUGCGACCGCUUUGGGAAGCGGUACACUUGGGACGUGAAGGCGUCGGUGAUGGGUAAAAACGCUCUGACUGCUGCCCAGACGAUCCGGGACGCUCUGGAGCUUCCGAUGACGGCCGAGGAGCUCCUCGCUGAAACCAGACAAAUACAAGAACGGAUCUUUGCCUCUGCCGAACUCAUGCCAGGUGUGGAGAAACUGGUGCAGCAUCUACAGAAGCACAACAUCCCCAUCGCCGUGGCCACCAGCUCAGCCGGCGUGACGUUCAAGCUGAAGACGAGCCGACACGGAGACUUCUUCGGUCGGUUCGACCACAUCGUUCUGGGCGACGAUCCCGACGUGAAGAACAGCAAACCUCAACCGGACUCCUUCCUGGUCUGCGCCGGCAGAUUCAACCCUCCAGCUUCUCCAGAGAAGUGCUUGGUGUUCGAAGACGCUCCCAACGGCGUGAAGGCGGGGCUGGCCGCGGGGAUGCAGGUGGUGAUGAUUCCCGACGACAACCUGGACCCGAGCUUUACCCAGGAGGCCACGCUGCGACUCCGGAGCAUGGAGAAGUUUGAGCCGCAGCUCUUCGGCCUGCCGGCGUACGACUGAGCCAGAAAACCACCACGACGAUAGAGUAAGAGAGCCAGGCUUUCCUGCACACCUCGACAUGUUAUGGGUGAACAUUGAUGAUUUUUGUUGGUGUUGAUUACUUUUCAUUGUUUCCUGUCAGACGUCACAACGGGGGUCAAAACCUCGUUACUGCUUUUUGAAAGCUUUCAUUAUUCAACCCUCGGUGUGUCCAGACAUGUAGAUGGUUGAGGUUUCUAGAUAUCAGCCUCCUUGAUAAUGAAAUGAUAUUUUUCACCGGUUGUCCUUGCAACCCCCGCUCUAUACGUACGUCAUUUGGACGUGAAUCAAAAGACGGUUUCUGUUGGAAGCUGUUGAACGAACACACAGUGGAUCAGCGUCCUCGUCUUACGUUGUGUUUUUAAGAGGCCUUAUUGAAAUGACGGAGACUGUACUCGUCUCCUCGGUGUAAUCCGGUCCUCACCCUUUCAUCUCUGCCUCAACACUUAACCGCGACUCACAUGUGUCCUCUCUCUGAGCGGGUUUUAACAGAGGCCCGCCGGAGUCAACCCGGCACCGCCGCUGCUCCCUCAAAUAGGAUUUCACCGCACUCCCAUCCACGUCCCCUCCACGCCUUCCCUGGCCUUUCAUCCUCCAGGAGGGGGGGGCUCAGCUUUAUUUCCCUUCUCCUGCUCACAUUUCACUCUGUAGUCCUACGUGUCGUUUACCCUCUCCUGGCCUAAAAACGUGCUUCAUUUUGUUCCUUUAAGUCUCACCAAAGAGUGGCUGUACCGUUAACAAACGGAUGUCUGUAUUUUCAUUUAGAUUCAAAUCAAAGGCUGCAUGAAAAAUACCACCGGCUCCGACUCUAAUAGAACUCCAUCCACGCUGUGUAACAGUUUGUUCUGAUGUGCAAAAUGUGUUGAAGUUUCAUUAUCAAAUAAAGAAAUCUAUAACACAAA